UGGUUGGAGAGAGCGGUAACGGGAGCAGAAGCCUGGAUGCUGCCUGCAGCCUCUCUGUCUCACUGGGCUGCCUCCGGCUCCGCUGCUUUCGCUGAGGCGCUGAGAUGGGGCGACUUGCAGCAAUGCGCCCGCUGGCUACAGCAAGACCGGGCUGUGCUGGGUGCCAGAGGUUGGCAUGGCUUCACACCACUUCACCACGCAGCGUAUCGCGGCCACAGGGCGUUGUCAUAUCUACUGCUGGAACAUGGGGCAGACAGCAACAUCCCCAAUGAUGCAGGGGAGACACCCUUUCAUUUUGCCUGCAGGCGUGGGGAGCUCUGCAUUAUGCAUCAAAUGGUGAAGAAUGGAGCGAAUGUGACAGCACUGGAUCACCAAGGGAAGACUGCGCUUCACCAAGCCGUGUCUGGUGGUAGUAUAGUUGCCAUCCGUUACCUGGAAGAAAUGGGUCGGUUCAACUUCCGUGACACGGACAGGUUUUUGCAGACGCCCCUACACAUCGCGGCAUCGCUUGGCAAUGAGGACGUCACGAAAUACUUGCUGAGAGACUCGAGGUGCAGAGUGGAGGCGACUGACACUUGGGGGAUGACUCCCAUGCAUGUGGCAGCACAGACGGGUUCAGUGGCCAUUUGCUGGCUGCUGCUGAUGGAGGCUGGUUUCGCCGCACUGCAGCCACAGAACAAGGAUGGGCUCGCUCCUCUGGACCUCGCCAAGCAAGGAAAAACGCACAGACACCAGGAAGUAACAAAGCUUCUGAACAAGUACAGUAAGGAACAACAGAGGGGGAAGCCCAAGCAACCAACUGGACUAUAUUACGGCUGCCUGCUUCUCCCAGGGGUCCUGAGCUCCAUCGUGUUCCUCAUCGCAAGCUACCUCGGGAAAUAUGGGGGAGCUUUCAGCGUCGUUGCUUUUGCAAUCCUCGCCAGGAUGGUUUUUUUCCAGUACCACCGCAUCUCUCAUCUGGCCAGGUUACCAAACCCAAUGUAUGUCGGCACCUUUGCUGCUGGGAUCUUUCACUCGUUAUACUGCUUCUACUACAAGAUCCUGCCUGUUCUGUGGCCAGAUAAGCUACUGCUGUGGUGCAUGACUAUGCUGGCCACCACCUUGCUGUGGAUGUUUAAGGAGCUGUUAACCAGGGACCCAGGGAACCUGCAGAAAUCUGGCUGUGAAGCAGAGUACUCAACGGUCACUCAGCUUAUCGAGGCAAAUCAGAAUCCGUCCAGGUUCUGUAUCUACUGUGAGGUCAUUCAGCCAGAACAAACAAAGCACUGUAGACUCUGCAACACCUGCAUGGUCAACUUUGACCACCAUUGUCUCUUCCUCAUGAAAUGUGUGGCCCGAGAUAAUCAGCGACUCUUCGUCCUGUUCCUCUUGGAAGUCUUCGUCUGUCACCUGACCUUCACGGCAUCGGCUCUGUAUUGCCUGAACCUUCGAUACGGACUGAACCUCGAGGUAGCCCAGUCCGUUCUCAGCCUCGAGUCCUGGGUGGUGGGACUGGCCCUGAUGAACUUGGCCACCGCCGUGUGGGAGCUGAUGGUCCUGAAGGAUCAGCUGGUGACCAUCUCCACAAACUCCACGACCACCUUCACGCAUAGGCCAAACGCCACAGCCUACUCAUGGGGUCGCCGUUUGAAAAAUGUCACGACGUUCCUCCUCACCGGGAUCAGGCUGCAGAGCAGCCAGAGAAAUUUCUCCAGCCAGUUCUAAACUGUUCAUUGUCAUUGUCCUUUAAAGUUACAACGUAGCCCUUGAUUUAACAAAUACUGACCAUCAGUGAAAUGGAGUUACAGAUAAACAGGUCACAGUUACGAAUGAAGACUGUACUAAGAAUGAUAUAGCUGGCUGACUCAUCAUAGGUCACUGCUUCCUGAACUUCUCCCAUUGUGAUGCCAACUCAUUGCUUUUAAAACGACGUGAGCCAGACCGACUUGGGUGCGGUGCUGGGAAUUGUGGGGGUGGGGUUGGGGAUGUGGUGUUGUGACAGAAUU
Molecule: messenger RNA, 1985 nt
Organism: Carcharodon carcharias (great white shark)
Lineage: Eukaryota; Metazoa; Chordata; Chondrichthyes; Lamniformes; Lamnidae
Product: palmitoyltransferase AKR1
Exons: 10
Coding region: 37-1704 (555 amino acids)
Biological process (GO): protein palmitoylation
Cellular component (GO): Golgi membrane
Molecular function (GO): protein binding; palmitoyltransferase activity
Source: RefSeq, a predicted model, not a curated record